AUGGCAGAAAUCUAUGUUGUUCCUUUCUACAGUGACCAAAUUGAAGUGACUGUUACGAAGAAUGCUGUGGUUGUUAAUGAUUGGAUUCUGGAAACCCUUCAUCUUCGGAAAUCCAAUAAACUUAUUGUUGGACUUGAUAUCGAGUGGCUGCCCUGUUUUAAGCCAGAGGAAAAUCACCCAGUUGCUCUUCUCCAGCUCUGUGUAGGACGGCGUUGCUUACUAUUCCAACUUCUCCACAGAAACGGCCUUCCAGCAUUCCUCGCCAAGUUCCUUGGAGAUCCGAAUGUCAAGUUUGUUGGAGUCGGGGUUAAAGGAGACGCGGAGAAAUUGCUUCGCGAUCAUAAGCUGUUUGUGGCGAAUACUGUGGAUUUGAAUCGAUUGGCAUUAUCGGUUUACGGAGAGCAAGUGUAUGGGAAGAUGGGAUUGAAGAGAAUGGCGAAAGAGGUGCUUGGGAAAGUGAUGGAGAAGCCAAAGAAUGUGACAUUGAGUAAAUGGGAUGCAGAGGAAUUGGUGUAUGAACAAGUUGAAUAUGCUGCUAUUGAUGCUUUUAUGUCGUUUAAGAUCGGCAGAAAUUUGCUUAAUUUAGUGUGGAAGAGAGAAAGAGAGAGCCGCCCUCUCCCUCGUCUGCAAUAUUUGAAUUGUCAUUAUCAACCGCCAUUGUUGCUGCUGCAAGGCAUGUUUCAAACAUUUGCUCUGUUUUGAGUCUGAAAAUAUACUUGAAAGAAAGUGAUAUUUAGAUAGUAUUUGUUUCUUCUUUUUUGGAACAAUUGUAAU
This is a messenger RNA of Solanum tuberosum (potato), 774 nucleotides long. RefSeq names its product Werner Syndrome-like exonuclease. Gene Ontology annotation, biological process: nucleobase-containing compound metabolic process. The record is from RefSeq and is a predicted model, not a curated record. Gene Ontology annotation, cellular component: cytoplasm; nucleus. Gene Ontology annotation, molecular function: 3'-5' exonuclease activity; nucleic acid binding. The coding region runs from base 1 to 702 and encodes 233 amino acids. The transcript has a single exon. Lineage: Eukaryota; Viridiplantae; Streptophyta; Magnoliopsida; Solanales; Solanaceae.